AUGAGUACUAUCGAACGGGACACGAUUUUAACAAAAAUUCGACUUCGUAUUCGCACUUUACACAACGAGGCAAGUAAUCAAUGUGCUUUGAUUUGGUUAGAUUCUGAUGCAUUAGAUGACUCAAUUUAUUCCCUACGUACAAAACUAUUACUUCGUGAAAACAGUGAUAUUCCUUGUUACUUUUAUAAUAACCUUGAAUUAUGUUCAACGAAAAUUCAGAAAUUAAAGCAAGACGAAGUUCGAUUGCUUGUUAUUGUAUCUGAUUUAUUUGUGGAAGAAAUUCUUCCUAUUGCGAAAAGAUGUUCAAUCUUAAUCUUCUGUUCAAACUGUCAUCAAUACCAACAUUUAAAGAAAGAUCAUUCAAAUAUUAUCGAAAUUUGUAGCGAACACGAAACGUUAAAGAAUUCCAUCCAACGCGAGUUACCCUUAUUAAAAUUCAAUUUAUUUGGAAAUCAAAAAGUCUUUUCCACACGUUCAUUACCAUCAGCAGCAAAUCUAAUACAUAAUAAAGCUUAUUUCUCAUAUAUGCUCUUUGUUAACUUCUUAAAGCGCAUUCCUUCAACAGAUCAAGCAAAAGAUAUUAUGCUAGACCGAUGUCAACACCAUUUUAGACUUGACAACCACACGUUGGAAGAAAUUGAUUUAUUCCGUAAGACAUACACACCAGAGCAAGCGAUCGCGUGGUAUAAAAAGGAGUCAUUCGUUUUUUCUUCAAUCAAUCGAGCAUUUCGAACGGAAAAUGUCACAUUAUGGUAUAUAUUUCGUUUUUAUAUUAGCGAUUUAAGUAAACAAAUAGAAAAUGCGCAUAAAAAUCAAAAUUGGCAAGGAAUUCUCCAACUUUAUCGCGGUGAUGCUUUUAUUUCGACUGAGGAGAUAGAAAGCUUGAAAUCGAAUAUAAAUGGUUUUAUUUCAACGAAUGCUUUCUUUUCAACAUCAAAACAGAUCGAUGUAGCUUUAAUGUUCGCAGGGGGUAUAGAAGAAAAAUUGAGUAAGCAGCGAGUUUUAUUUGAAAUCACCGUCGAUACAUCAAAUUUGAAAAACACAACUUUCGUUGAUAUUAAUGAAUUUUUGGGAAACGAUGAAGAGCAAAUUCCGUUUAUAUACGAAGACGAGAUUCUAUUUAACGUUGGAUCUGUUUUUCAAAUAAAAAAUGUUUAUUUCAACGACGAAUACAACAUGUGGAGAGUUGAAAUAGAAGCAACAGAUGAAAGAAUCGAUUCAAUUAUCGAACGUAUUAAACAUAUGGAAGAAAAAUUCCAUAAUACAAAUGAUAAUUUAUUAUUCGGUCAUUUAUUAAUCGACAUGAAUCAAUAUGUCAAAGCAAAUUCAUAUUUUCAAAUGAUUUUAAAACUUUUACCUAAAUCACAUUAUGAUGUUCCGUUGGUUUACGAUUACAUUGGUGAUUUAAAUAUGUAUAUCACCAACUGGAAUGAAGCAUUGAAAAGCUAUGAAUUAUCUUAUAAAAUCAAAAGGAAAAACUCCCAUUCCUACCGACAAACAGUCGGAAUAACAUUGAAUAGCCUAGGAAAUCUUUAUAAAUCUAUCGGAGAUCAUUGUCAAGCGUUGAAACAUUAUUUCAAAGUUUUAGAUUAUCAAAUUAAUCCUGUGAAUAAAGCAAUCACUCUAUUAAAUAUUGGUGCGAUUUAUAUAAUAAAAAAAAAUUAUACGAAAGCUUUGGAUCGAUGUUUAGAAGCACGAGAUCUUAUUCAUGAACACUCUUUGAUAGCACCCGGUGGGCUUGUUCGAUGUUACCGAAUUAUAGGGGAUAUUUACUUUGCACAAGAUGAUUUCGAUCAAGCAAAAGAUUUUUAUUUUGCAGCAUUUGAUUUGAGCAAGAACUCUCUUUUUGAUAGUGAUCUUCAGCGGAUUGUUUGUGUGAAAUCGUUAGUUGAUUUGUAUGCAAAGCAGAAUAUGAAACAACAAGCAAUUGAUUUUUGUUCGAGAGAAUUGAAUUUUUAUGAACACUGUUUAACGAAAGAUCAUCCUAAUAUUGCUCAUUUAUUGAUGAUUUUGGCUGAAUUGUAUGAAGUCAAUGAAGAUCAAAGAAUUGACUAUUUGCAGAAAGCAUUGAACAUUUUAGAAGAGAAUCGCCAUCACAAUUAUGAUCAAACAGCCAAUUGUUUCAAACUAAUUGGAAAAUUUUAUGCGGAGAAACAUUUAUAUGAACAAGCAAAAAUAUUCUUUAAGAAGACUUUGGAGAUACAAAAGCAAAUCUAUCCGAAUAAGCAUCUGAUAAUAAAAGAAACUCAAUAUCUUAUUGAUAUGAUUAAUGUUUAA
This is a messenger RNA of Adineta ricciae, 2277 nucleotides long. NCBI's taxonomy places the organism in Eukaryota, Metazoa, Rotifera, Eurotatoria, Adinetida, Adinetidae. The record is from the annotation of a GenBank genome assembly.